UUCUUCCAUCUUAUUUAGUUAUUUUCUUCAACUAACAAUCCGGGAGAGUAAAGAAAUCAGGUGGUGGGAAUGGGAAGCUUCCGCAGACAAACAGUUGGGUUUGAUUUGAAUUUCUUGGGAUAAGUGAGGUCAAUUGGGUCAGGCUGUGACAUCUUUUUACAUCUAAGAGCCCCACUCUAGCUGUGUGGCUGGAGCCUGUCCUCGCUUCUAUGGAAAAGAGGAAAAGAAUGCUCGAGUAUUUUUAGGUAGAGUUGAACAUUCUUAAGAACAAAAGCAUAUAUCUGUUUGAACUGUGGUUGAGAUUGGGUGAUUUUGAGACUAACUUCAACAAUCAUGGAUGCCUCCCACCUCAUUCAUAUUCUCCUGGGCAUUGAACAUUCUUAAGAACAAAAGCAUAUAUCUGUUUGAACUGUGGUUGAGAUUGGGUGAUUUUGAGACUAACUUCAACAAUCAUGGAUGCCUCCCACCUCAUUCAUAUUCUCCUGGGCAUUGCUCUGUUUGGAUUGUGCACCAUAGCACCGAGCCGCAGUUUCCCAAUCAGAGAAGCAACUGUUGAUGAUCUCCAAGUUGCUUUUAAGCAAAACAAGCUCACCUCAAAGCAGCUUGUUGAGUUCUACCUCAGGGAAAUUCGCAGGCUCAACCCGGUGCUGCGAGGGGUGAUAGAGGUGAACCCCAAUGCGCUUGACCUGGCAGAUAAGGCUGAUAGAGAGCGAAAGCUGGCCAAAUCACCAACUGGGUCACUGUCCAAGUUGCAUGGGAUCCCAAUUCUUGUCAAGGAUAACAUUGCAACCAAGGAUAAGCUUAACACGACGGCUGGAUCAUAUGCACUGCUUGGAUCGACAGUGCCUCGGGAUGCUGGUGUGGUGCAGAAGUUAAGGAAAGCCGGAGCAAUUAUACUGGGAAAGGCUAGCUUGAGUGAGUGGUCUUAUUUCAGAUCAACCCAAGCACCCAAUGGUUGGAGCGCCAGAGGUGGCCAAGUUGUGAAUCCAUAUGCGCCACGAUCAGAUCCAUGUGGAUCAAGCACCGGAUCAGCAGUAUCAGUAGCAGCAAACAUGGCUGCAGUAUCACUAGGUACAGAGACAGCAGGAUCCAUCCUGUGUCCUUCAAGUAACAACUCUGUUGUUGGGAUCAAACCCACCGUAGGACUAACGAGCCGGGCAGGGGUCAUCCCAAUUUCACCAAGACAGGACACUGUUGGGCCUAUCUGCAGGACGGUAUCAGAUGCUGUACAUGUUCUUGAUGCAAUAGUGGGUUUUGAUCACAACGAUGGGGUAGCGACAAGAAUAGCAGCGAAGUAUAUCCCACCCGGUGGCUAUGCUCAAUUCCUCAAGGUUGACGGGCUCAGGGGAAAGAGGCUGGGGAUAACAGCUUAUCCUUUCUUCGGGUUUCCCAAGGACACAAGCCCCUCCCUCUCCCAAGCUUUUAAGCGCCAUUUCCUCACGCUAAGGCAAAAAGGAGCAAUUUUAGUGGAUCACCUGGAAAUAGAUAACUAUAAUUCCAUCAUUUAUGCCUUGAGGGUUGACCAAUUUAUGGUGUUGGAGGCUGAAUUCAAGCUGUCUAUGAAUGCUUAUCUAAAGCAGCUAGUCACUUCUCCAGUGCAUUCCUUAGCAGACCUGAUAGCCUUCAACAAGAGAUUUCCACGCUUGGAAAAGCUCAAGGAAUAUGGGCAGAACUUGUUUUUGGGUGCUCAGAAAAUGGAUGGGCUGGGCAGCGAGUUCGUGAUGAAGGCAUUAUUGAACUUAACAAGGGCAAACAAAGAUGGAUUCGAAAAGCUGAUGAAGAAGAACAACCUGGAUGCACUGGUGACUCCCCUUUAUGAUGCUGCAUACGUUCUUGCGAUCGGGGGAUUCCCGGGAAUCAGCGUUCCUGCUGGGUAUGACACGGACGGGGUUCCAUUUGGCAUUUGCUUUGCUGGGUUGAAGGGAUCAGAACCGAAGCUCAUCGAGAUUGCUUAUGGCUUUGAACAGGCCACCAGAAUAAGGAAGCCUCCUUCAAUUACCUUCAUCUGAUCAGGAAAAUAUAACAAAAGCAGCCACAUUUAGAGCUGGCAGUCUGUUUUUUUUUUUUUUUUAAUCUUUAGAACAAUGAACUUGUUGGAAAAUAAAUGCAUGGAUCUUAUAAGUACCUGCUGCUGAUCAAGACGAGUAAGAAGAGUCUAUUGGUGAAAUAGAAUUGGUUCCUUCUUUUAAA
This is a messenger RNA of Malania oleifera, 2190 nucleotides long. Its product is annotated as probable amidase At4g34880. The coding region runs from base 453 to 2009 and encodes 518 amino acids. The record is from RefSeq and is a predicted model, not a curated record. NCBI's taxonomy places the organism in Eukaryota, Viridiplantae, Streptophyta, Magnoliopsida, Santalales, Ximeniaceae. The transcript is spliced from 6 exons.